This is a messenger RNA of Benincasa hispida (wax gourd), 1625 nucleotides long. Its product is annotated as peroxisome biogenesis protein 3-2-like. Gene Ontology annotation, cellular component: peroxisomal membrane. The record is from RefSeq and is a predicted model, not a curated record. Gene Ontology annotation, molecular function: protein-macromolecule adaptor activity. Lineage: Eukaryota; Viridiplantae; Streptophyta; Magnoliopsida; Cucurbitales; Cucurbitaceae. Gene Ontology annotation, biological process: protein import into peroxisome membrane.
UUAAUCUAUCAAUCAAAUUGGCCACUCUCUUUUCUUAGCUUGUAGCUUACUUGCCAUCUUCAACCUCCAAACCCUCAAAAUUUCGCAACCCCAAGGAGACUAAGAAUCUGUGUUGUUUCAAAGGGAAAGACUUGCUUACUACUCUACUUGUCGAGUUGCUUCCCAUUUCACCUCUUCGCUUUAUAACGCUUGGGAUUGUUUCGAUUUUUCAAGCCUUAUCGUGGAGUUACGCGUUUCUCCAUCUAUUUUCCUUUCUGGUCGAAGAAGGCAUGGUGAUGGAUAUUCGGUUUAAUUCGUGACAUCAAAAUGUUUCCGAUAAGGGAUUUUUGGAAAAGGCAUAAGAGGAAGAUUUUAAUUACAGUGGGAGUUUUAGGAAGCGGAUAUUUUCUUUAUCGACAAUAUGAUUAUUACAGUCGAAGGCUUCAUGAUAUCCAGAGAGAACUGGCUAAUGAACGUGAAGCAGAUGAGCUCAUUAAAGCUCAAAUACAAGCUCAUUUUGAAAACAUUCAAAGAAUAGCUGAUACGACGACUCUGCCCCAUGCUAUACAACAUUUACACAGUCGGAUAGAGGAAGAUUUGGAUCUUUCACACCUGACAGAGAGAUUAAUGAUGGGGAAGGGUCAGCCAAACACUUUGACAUUAGCAGAGAAACUUGAUUUAUGGGAAAACCUCAAAAUACUAAGCUUCACAAAAAUGGUGAUAUCACUCUGGGCAAUAACUCUGUUAAGCUUAUACAUUAGAGUUCAAGUCAACAUCUUAGGAAGACAUAUGUACAUUGAUACUGCCCGUGGUCUUGGUAGCUCCCAUUUGCUUGAGGAGGCUGAUCUUAUCGAUAGGGAUGAUCAACAGAAAUUUCUGUCCAUCUCUGAUUUUCUCUGUAAUUAUGGUCUGAAUGCUUUGAUUCCUAAAUUGCAGGUAGCAGUAGGAGAAGUUCUCAAGAGAAAACAAUUGCGAGAUGUCUUUAAUACAACUAUAUUUCGCGAAACUACUAUACAAAUAAUUAAAAUCUUCAUGAGCACGGGAAGUCCCCAUCAUUGGUUGGACUACUUGAUGCCCGGCGACAAUCAGUCUGUAACCACCGAUAAUGAUGCAGCUGCCCCAAAUUUCAAUAAGUUUGACCAACUUAUGAUGGAAACUAGAGCAGUGCUGCUAAGUGCUGAGUUUGGGAACAUCGUCGAGAAAUCAUUAGAAGUAGGAGUUGAUGGGUUGAUGGAAGAAAUGGAGGCUUCACUUGCUGGAGGCAGCAGCAGAACAUCAGGAAUACCACUGGCCAGACUUGUGCCUAGAGUUGCCCAGAUGGGGCUAUUGCUCCUUGAAGAUCCAAUAAAAAGUAGAUUCAUCCAAAUGAUAAGAGGUAUACCAGAAGUGGAAAUCUUCUUUACUCUCCUUUAUGCAAAUAUGCCUGCCUCUUAGAAAGAGACAUCAUGGCAUUGGCUUGCUUGCACAUUCUUGCCAUUUCAUUAGGUUCUUGUUUUUGUUGUGGGGUUACUCAUCCUUGUAAAAAAGUUUCUGGUUUGGCUUGGAUCCUUGAAGUUUCACAAUUUGAAAGGAGCACUUGGGGUAAGAUAGUGACAAUUUAUUUGAUAAUAAUUCGAAAAUUCUUUCCAUUUCACGUUUCUUGGUUC